Colletes gigas is the source of this 6773-nucleotide messenger RNA. RefSeq lists its product as uncharacterized. Lineage: Eukaryota; Metazoa; Arthropoda; Insecta; Hymenoptera; Colletidae. Gene Ontology annotation, biological process: monoatomic ion transport; transmembrane transport. The coding region runs from base 598 to 6633 and encodes 2011 amino acids. The transcript has 4 exons. The record is from RefSeq and is a predicted model, not a curated record. Gene Ontology annotation, cellular component: membrane. Gene Ontology annotation, molecular function: monoatomic ion channel activity; protein binding.
UACUGUUCCUACAUCUCUGAAUUUGAAAUGAAAGAGGAACAGAGACGAGAAGAAGACGAGACAAUGAGAAUUAGUAGAAGUUCUCAUGUGUGCGGUUUAUCAUAGUCUCUAUGAUCACAUAACGAUGACCACAUCGAACAGAAAUUUUUAAUGAAAUUCGCGAAUUUUGAAAGUUCGUAAUGUUAAAGAUAUAAACUGUACCAUGGGAAUUGGUAUCGUUUACGUGCACGAAAUUUAUCGCGGUCUUUACGGCCACGCAACAUGUACAAAUUGUAAAGAAAUUAUUAAUGAAUUUCGAAUGCAAGAGAACCGAAGUUUAUGCGAGUGCAAAGGAGACGAGAUUAUGCGAAUUCCGCGAUCACAGAACAGACGGUGCGUGCAAGAAGCUCGAUCCGAGCGCAGUAUUAAUCGAGCCGUCCGAUAGUACGACAGAUCCACGGUGUUUGCAAUGGUACCGGCACUUUGAGUGUUUCAAAUCGUUCGUUUGAGCCGACCGAUAAAGUUUGCACGUGAAAAGCAUCGCUAUUGGUUCUUAUUCCGACAUCUUUCAAGCUAUCCGAUUGAUGAUGUAAUCACGUAAAGUACCGAACGAAGAGGAUGGCGAACCAUUCGCAGAUCGCAGCUUCGUCGCUGCCAAAGAAGAAGGUACAAGUGGAACAGAUCGUCGACAUUGAGAACGUGGCUGUGUCCAUUCCGCGCGUUCCGAAGCGUACGACCGUGUCUUCUCUGAUUCUGGCGCGAUGGCUGGCGUCGAAGAGCACGCCGCCGCGCACGGAAGCGGAAACGAGCUGGUCGACGGACGAACGGAGUCUGAACUAUGGUACACCGCCUCCGAUAGAAGAGCCUCAUUGUUAUUCGGUGUGCGCCAGCGAAAGCUCCUGCACCGAGGAGUUUAAUUGCACUUUGCAGGUCAACAAAGAUAUAAUCAGGAAUCGUCUGAUAGAGCACAUGAGAUACGUGGGUGGUCGGUUGCAGCUGUUGGACGACCUAGAGAUGAACAAACUAGACUUGGACGAUCCGGAGCGUGUCGCGACCGUGUACAAACGAGAGGAAAUAAACACUCUCUUACUUUACGCCAGCUUUGUCGGUCAAGUGGACCUUAUCGCUGCUCUGCAUAAGUGCGGAGCAGAUUUAAAUUAUUCGGAGCAGGGACAAGGUCUCGCUCCGCUGCACCUGUGCGCGUUCAGCAAUUCUUUGGAAGGCGUGCAAUACCUAUUAACCAAUGGCGCUAAUAUGUACUUGGAACAAACUCACACUCCGUUUCAUUAUGCCGCUUUUGGGAAUGCUUCCAGAGUGGUUCAGCAUUUUCUUCAGCUGGGGAUCAGUCAGGAAUCCCCAUUGGGGGAAGAGACCGUUUUGCAAGCUGCGGCCAGAUCGAACGCUUCGAACGUGUUGAAGUUAUUAGCGCCGAAUAAUCCGACUCUGAACGAUUUGGAUUGCAACGGUUAUGCUGCUAUACACCAUGUGGCAGAUAAAGGGGAUCCCGCUUGCAUGACGAUGCUUUUAGACGCCGGUUGUCAUCUAGACCUAAUGACCAAGAAGGGCGACACUGCUCUGCAUUUAGCGGCGGAGGCUAGCUGCGUGGAAAUCGUCGAUUUGUUGGUCGAGCAUGGCGCGAACGUUCAUUUGAAAAAUCACCGGGGUCAGACGGCCUUGCACAUAGCUUCGCGUUCUCAUUGCUUGGAAUGCGUGGAGAUACUGCUGAAAAAGGGUGGUUGCGAUCCUAACGUCGAAGACAACGAUGGCAGAACGUCCCUGCACCUCGCUCUAGGCAGAUCUUUAUUGGCUUACGAGGUUACCGAAUUCCUCGUCACUUGGAAGGCGAACGUGAACAAAACUGAUAAAUAUGGCUACUCGCCGCUUCAUAUCGCGGCUUUGAACGAAUUGUCGCAAUGCGUGGACAUACUGAUACAACGCGGAGCAGACCUGAGCGCGAGAACGAAGGGUGGAACGAGCGCGUUGUCCAUCAUCUUGCGCAAAACCCCGACGUCAUUGAACGUCUUUAAGCAGAGACUGAACACCUCUAUAACGCUGCACCAACACGGAUCCGCCACGGGAGAAAUAGAGCUUCGUCUGGACUUUCAUCCUCUGUUAAUGCACCAGCAACAAGGGGAGAUCAGAUACCUUGGCACUUUCGUGAAGGAAGGAUACAAAGAGAUUCUGGAGCAUCCGCUCUGCCAGGCGUUCCUACAUUUGAAAUGGCAGAAGAUCCGGAAGUAUUACGUGGGCAGGCUGGUAUUCUACUUGUUUUACGUUCUAAUACUCACUGGUUGGGUAAUGACUGCUUUAGCGCAUAACUGUUACAACGAGUCGCACGGUCAAUUAGACAAUAAUCAGCCGCCAUUAUGUGCAAAUACCACCGGUAUAAACGGUUUUCUCUAUCGACAUCCCGCUCUCCUGGAGAUGGAAUGGUACGCGUUAAUGGUGUUGACUAUUCUCGAAGCGAUCCGUAAGCUGACCAGCAUUCCGACAUACCUGUCGGUCCGCCAGUUUUUCGCCCAGGCCGAGAACAUGGUGGAGUGGUGCGUCAUAUUGAGCGUAUUCGCCACUUCGUUUAUCUACACAGGUAGAACGUACGCGUGGCAGAGCCACGUGGGAGCAUUCGCGGUGCUCUGCGGCUGGAGCAACCUUAUGCUAAUGAUUGGCCAACUACCGAUAUUCGGUGCGUACGUAGCGAUGUUCACGAGCGUUCAAGCACAAGUGUUCAAGCUUCUUUUGGCGUACGCAUGUCUGUUGGUAGGCUUUACCGCGAGUUUCUGCGUAAUCUUCCCACGUUCAAAGUCGUUCAGCAGUCCGCACAUCGGCCUAAUCAAGGUCCUUGUAAUGAUGACCGGAGAACUGAACUUCGAGGAUCUAUUCUUCCCCAUAGAGGAAGAUGGUAGGCCUACAGACGCUGGCGGCACAUCUUGGAUACUACUUCAGUUAUCCGCUCAAUUGUCAUUUGUACUGUUUCUCUUGUUCGUCACCAUUGUACUGAUGAACCUGCUGGUGGGAAUAGCCGUUCACGAUAUAAAAGGACUGCAAAAGACAGCAGGAUUAGCUAAACUCGUUCGCCAAACGAAACUCAUCUACGACGUUGAGACUGCCCUUUUUUUAGGCCUAAUGCCAAAACGGCUAACGAAGUUUUUGCGAUGGACAGCUCUGCUGUUACCGUCGCCUCUGAGAGCAGUUUUGACAGUUCGACCACUUAAUCCGAGAGAGACUAGAUUGCCCCGCGAUUUGCUUUCCGCCGCUCACAAGGUCGCCAAAGAACGCAAAAACGCGUCUGGAACAUUAUGCAGCCGAAAGAGCAACAGCACGACGUACACGUAUCUCAAGAGCGAGCCAUAUUCGACGAUUCAUCGUCGUUUACCCGAGGAAGACGUCUUUAUCGAGGAUAGCACGAUCAAAGGGGAAUUGGAGGAGCUCAAGAGGAUCUGUGAAAGAAAUCAAACGCUUCUCCAGGACCUUAUAAUGGCCCUGGUAUCGGACAAACAGCACAGCGCGAGCAAAGAAGAGGAUGAAACUAAUAAAAGAGCGAGGCAGAGGUAUGACGAUUGGAACGUUCAUCCGAGGAGAUCCACGAUAGUAGAGAGUGUCUUGUGUUACGUCGCAGUUCCUUCAUCGUCUCGACCGACGGCGAGAGAAAAAAAUUCCACCGACGAAAUGGAAGACAAACGAAUGCACGGGAGCUCGAGCGAAGUGCCGAAAAUUAACGUACAAAGGCCAUCGUCGAUGGUGGACGAGGAAAGAUCGCGGCGUUACUCGUUAACGAGUUUAAGAGACCGUCGUCUUUCGUUCGACGAGAAGGAUUGCCGGAGAACGACAGAGGCGGGGGAUAAAGAAACUCGAGAAAAUGUCGAUGAGACGAUCGCGAUACGGAUGAAAUCGUUAGCGAGCCACGAGAAGAGGACGAGACAUUAUUCGUUGACAAGAUUAAAGAAUCGUCGUUCCUGCAUCUACUUCGACGAAGAGAAACAUGAUUCGGCGGUGACGGAUAAUGGCUCCAUUAAUGAAAUUGUCAAUAAUAAAACGACGCAAACGUUGAGGAUGCCUUCAGCUCGCGAAGGGAAAACGAGGCAUUGUUCCAUGUCGAACUUAAACGACCGAUCCAACGAUCAUCUUUCCACGAGAUUGGCCUCGACGUUCAGAUCGGUCAGGUAUCGACACACGAGCAACUCGCAGAAGAUUGUGAUCAACGACACCCCUGUCGUGGAUUCUGCGAACGACCAAAUAGAGAUCGACGCUGGUACACCUCCGCCAGCCGACGAGUCCCUCUUCUACGACAAUCUCGACGUGUUCAGGCAAGCGCAGGUAAACGGUAACGAUCUUCGAUCGAUAAUGUGGUCGAUCGUUACGCCCGCGGAAAUGAAGCUGCUGCUCGAAUUGGAGAAAUGCAACGCGUUACCGGAGCUACCCGCAGGAGAGAGAAUAAGAAAUAUCAUUUACGUGUGGUGUUGUUACCGUGGCCUGAUCCAUUUGUUACCGAAAUUGGAACAAUUAGACGCGAAUCUCGAAUACACCGAGUCCCGUACAGGCAUGAACGCCAUCCUCGCAGCUUCCCUGAGCGGGAACGUAGCGUGCAUCAAACACCUGAUAAAAAAGGGCGCCGAUGUAAACUGCAGAAACCCGAUCAAUUACUAUACCGCCCUUCAUUUCGCUGUUCUUGGAAAAUCUCUGGACGCGGCGCAAGUGCUACUCGAUAACGGCGCGAAACCGAGCACGUAUCUCUAUCAGGAGAUUCUCGAGCCUGUGUUGCAUUCCGCUAUCAGGGCAGGAGCGACAGAAAUCGUGAAAUUGUUGCUGGACCGCGGUACGAGCGUCGUGGAGAAAAAUCACAUGGGCGAGACGCCGUUGCACGUGGCCUGCUUCGUCCAGUCGAUGGAGUGCGUCGAAUUGCUGCUGAAGUCACCUGGUACCAACAUAAACGCGGUGGACAGAGCCCACAGAACCCCUCUUCACUUCGCUGUGAUGACCACGCAUUCGUCCGCGAAGCUCGUAGAAGCGUUGCUGAAGCACGGAGCGUUGUUGAACGCCGCGGACAAAACGGGCUUCACUCCUCUUCACGUGGCCGCGUUGAACGAACAGUCCCACUGUGUCGACGUUUUAAUUUGGGCAGGCGCGGAUGUAAGCGCAACGACCAGCGCAGGAUUGUCCGCUCUGAACAUCAUACUCCGAAAGAUACCCGAAUCUCUGCAAGUGUUUCGACAGAGGCUCGACGCCUCCAUAACGCUCAGCAGACCCGUGCCUCACAACAGAGAGUUCGAGAUGAGGCUGCACUUCGACCUGCUAUUUCCCAGCGACAACCAGUGCGAGACCAGCUUCAUAAACACCUUCGUUCAGGAACGCCGCAAAGACUUGCUGUCCCAUCCCUUGGUGAUGGCUUUCCUGCACCUGAAAUGGGAGAAGAUACGAAAAUUCUAUCUGCUCAGGAUCAUGCUGUACGCCAUGACCGUGAUCUGCAUGACCACGUACGUCCUCACCGCGUUAGCGUACAAAUGUUACAAUUACGACGAGGCGAACAGCUUGAAGAUCUGCAGCAGCAAGCGUCUCUCUGGAUUUCUCUUCAGGCGGCCGGUGAUCGAGAUCCAAUGGUACCUGUUGUUGAUCUUCACGUGUAUCUCUAUCCCCAGGAAGAUAUUCGGCUUCAUGGUCUACACGUCGGCGAAACAGUAUUUCUCCAACAUCGACAACGUGCUGGACGGCGUCGUGAUAAUCAGCGUGUUCGUCACGUCGUUCGUGUACACGGGUCGCACGUACGAUUGGCAAAAUUACGUUGGAGCGUUCGCGAUACUAUGCGCGUGGACGAACUUGAUGCUGAUGGUCGGUCAGCUGCCAGCGUUCGGCACCUACGUGGCGAUGUUUACUCAUAUACAGUUCGAGUUUGCGAAGUUGCUGCUGGCUUACUCCGGCCUGUUGAUAGGAUUUACCGUCAGUUUUUGUGUUAUAUUCGUCGGGGAACCGUCUUUCGGCAAUCCCUUCACCGGUCUCAUCAAAGUGCUGGCGAUGAUGGCCGGCGAGCUAGACUUCGAGGGACUCAUCACCCAGAUCGACGACAAAACCAAAGGACCGUUCGUUAUUUAUCAUCCGCUAUCGGUGUGCUCUCAGAUCCUCUUUACUUUGUUCAUCGUGUUCGUUACCGUGAUUCUGAUGAAUCUGCUCGUUGGUAUCGCUGUCCACGACAUCCAAGGAUUAAGAAAUCACGCCGGGCUCACGAAACUCGUGCGUCAGACAAAAUUGAUCCUUUUCACCGAAAUGGUUCUGCACAACAGUUCGAUCCCUUACGCUUUCCGGAAGUGGAUGUCGGACCAUAAGAUCAACGUGGAGAACAGAAAAAGAGUUCUGGUGGUGAAACCGUUGAACCCUUUGGAAAAGAGAUUGCCUAAAGAUAUCCUGAAAGCGGCUUACGAGGUGGCCCAGAAGAAUAUACCGUUUAUGAACGAUGAUAACAUUAGCCUGAGCGAUCACGUGAUGUGGAUGAGACAACAGAGCGAGGAGAAUUCUGACUCUAAUUUACAGCUAGUCAUUGAAAAUCUAACUAAUAAGCUACAGUCCUACGAGGAUACUAUCAAGUUACUAAAGGAGCAGCUCUUAAACACUAAUAAAACGCUGGAGAAUGUUAUACAGAAUCUGGCGAAGGAAAAGAAAAAUUGACAUUUCCUAGGUUAUAUUUCCAUUAAUUUUUUCGAAUAUGAGUGAUAAAGUUGAUAUCGAAGCAACCGUUACUGGUGGGGGGCGAACUGGACAGUCAGGUGCUGUUCGUUGGGGUAUUUCACAAGGGCUUCGAAACUUUG